ACUUACUAGCAUUAAAAAUUCCUUAUAUCUAUUUAAAAAUUCCCUUUCAAGCUCUGAAAGUUGGGAUUUAAAUCACGUGAUAGCAUACUCUGUGUAGAAAUAGCUUUGCCUACAAAGAUCCAGGGACAUUUAUAUUACUGCAUUAUUUUGUAUGUACCAGAUUAAUUUAACAGGUUCAUGAGGCACUUGUAUGCCCUUUGUGUUGGAUACUGGAUCAAAACGUGACCACUUCGAUUCAUAGUUCACAGUCAGUUCAUGGUCACUGUGAUGGACCCACAAUGCCGUGCCCAAGAUGUCCUUCGGUGUGACCAGUGUGAAUCUCCAUCGGUGGAGAGCCAUUGUGACACCUGUCAAUCAAGACUCUGUAACAACUGUGUCACCAGGGGGUGCUGUUCAGACUCUUCCAAACCUCACCAAGUGGUGCCAUACACAGAAAGCAGAAAGCUUCGGUAUCCACCGUGCUCACUACACGCAGACAAACACUGUCAGCUUUACUGUCAGAACUGUGACACUGCUGUCUGUCCCAAAUGCAUCUCCAGUGGUACACAUCGAGGGCAUGAAUUUGCAGACAUUUUGCAAAAGAGAAACUACAUUAGGAAACAAGCAGGCCUUUCCCAAAUGAUGGAUUCAGAAGUUAAGGCAAAUGAACAGUUAGGAAGUUUUUCUGUCAGUGAAUUAUCAAUUGGUUCAAAAGCAGAAAAACAAGGAUUCAACACUUCAGAAGCUCAGUGUUUUAUUCCAGACAAAACAUUGUUAGAGAAAUUAAAACAGGAAAAACUUUUUCAGGGCAAGGUGGGAAAAUCAAUACAGAACCGUUCCAUACACUGUCCGGAUAAACCGAUAGGGGAAAAAUCAACAGAAGAAAAAUCAAUGCAGGAUAAACCAAUGCAGGUUGAACAAAAAGAAACCAAAGCUAAGCUCACUGCCAAUAAAACUGGUUCCUCUAAAGUUACUGGUUACAGUGAGGAAGUGGUUCGAAGCACAAGGGGUCCUCAGGACCAAGUGAUAACACAGUACAGCAUCAGGGGUACACAGCAGACCAGGAAUGGGUACAUGGUCUACACUGAGGAGACCCACAUUGUCCACAAGCUCAGCAAUCUUGGGGCCUCUUUCCAUAAGAAGUGAUAGAUCUCCAACUAAUUAAUUUUUUAGCUAAACUAUUGUGUGUUUUUAUUAAAGAUCUUGGCUUAAAUGCAUUUUUUACAGAUCAAUAUGGGCAUUAAAAAAAU
This is a messenger RNA of Magallana angulata, 1229 nucleotides long. Its product is annotated as E3 ubiquitin-protein ligase TRIM71-like. NCBI's taxonomy places the organism in Eukaryota, Metazoa, Mollusca, Bivalvia, Ostreida, Ostreidae. Gene Ontology annotation, cellular component: nucleoplasm; chromatin. The record is from RefSeq and is a predicted model, not a curated record. The transcript is spliced from 2 exons. Gene Ontology annotation, biological process: positive regulation of DNA-templated transcription. Gene Ontology annotation, molecular function: ubiquitin-protein transferase activity; zinc ion binding. The coding region runs from base 256 to 1125 and encodes 289 amino acids.